UUGUAGAUUGGUCAGCAUUUUUAUUGGAGGUUGUUUAGGCAGCUGUUAGUAUUUGCUGUGUACUUUUUACAAUCACUGUGGUCUGUACAAUUGUAGUAAUAUGUCUAAGGCAAGUAAAUAUCCAUAACGCAUGUGUUGGCACGAUAGAGUUUGGUUCUGGUUCCUUAUCUGGGUAUAGAAUGCAUGUUGAAGUUAUAGUUUCAGUUUAACAUGGCUGUAUUGUAUAAGGUAAAAUUUGCCUGUAAUGAACAAAAUGACGAAAUUCAAAAUGCUUUUCAUGUAUGGCACAUCCAAUGCAAGUUGCUAGGAAAGUUGUGUAACACAUAAGUAAUACAUAAUGACCAAACUAAGACAGGUAAAAUCUAAUAACACUGUCCUAAAGAGAGAGAAAAAACUAAACUCACUGAUAUGUGAAUUAAUCUAUGCAGUCCAUGAAUAAAGUCAGGAAUUUAAAAAAUCAGUUUUGAUAAAUGCCACAUAAGACUAAGUCCAUGACAAUCAGGUGGAGGUUUGUAGUCGGAAACUCGUAAGGAAGUAUGAUGUUCAGACGGGGAUCUGGUUAGGAAGAAUUUUGUGAUUCACUUAAGCAGUUCAUGGAAACUAGAACAAUUGGUAUCGGCAACAUAGUCUUUUUAAUCCUUGCUUUGUUGGUGCUGAUGCUGGGUCAAUGUGUCGUCGACUUAAGAUCCACUGACUUGUGGACACAAAGUUACCAGACCUAUUGUAAGGUCCUCAGUUCUCCCUUUUGCUGGUGACUCAUACGGUCAGAGGAUGCUACGGGAAGACUUCAGUGAUUUGCCCAGACUGAGACAUUGGGAUUUCAAGGCAAACAAUGUCAACCUUGGGACAAUCAAGAGUCUGGAUAGUGUCCGCCUUGGCCAGCUGUCAAGUUUUCGGUACAGAUCCCAGCUCAAUACUUGCCUUGCAGCCAGUCACAUUUUGUCGGAUGUAACGCUUACUCAGGCAGAACAGAUUGGCACAACCUUUGUAACACACGCUGACUUGGAGUGCGUAGAUUCACAGUACUUACUCUGUGGUCUGAGUGAUGGUGGUGUUGCAAUCUACGACACAUUGUCCAUUAAAGAAGGAAGGGUUUAUGCUGAGGUUGGGUCAGUUAAAGGAGGCCAGAGAGGAAGCCACAAGUACCAGGUUGACUGUGUCCAGUGGUACCCAGCAGAUACAGGACUCUUCACAACCUCCAGCAGAGACAAGAAAGUGAAAAUAUGGGACCCCAAUUGCAUGAAGCCGGUAGACCAGUUUCGUUUAGAAUGUCAUGUCUUGCACCACCACAUGUCACCUGUUGCAACAAAACAUUCACUUCUCUCUGUUGGAGCUGAUACAGGUGAAGUGAUCCUUUGUGACAUGCGCAGUGGUUCAUCAGCUCACCGCCUACUUGGGCACAUUGGGCCAGUGAAUGUGAUUCAGUGGUCACCCAGCAAUCAGUAUAUUCUAGCAUCAGGUGGAAGGGACCAAACCAUCAAGUUGUGGGAUGUGCGAGCAGGGAGGGCCCACCUCAUGGACCUAGAUAUGGAGAACCGCACUGAGACACCCCAUAGGAAGAAGCGAGCCAAGAGGACCCCUGUGGCUCACAAGAACCGUGUCACCUCCCUUUGCUUCACCACAGAUGGCCUGUGGUUGCUCUCCUUCAGCUAUGACAACGACUUACGUCUGUGGAACUCAGCCAGUGGUGAGAACAUGAUGGUGGACUAUGGUGAGACCUACACAGAGCUCAAGCGGCCACUGCGCAUGUCUGUAACUACCAAUACCUAUCCUGACCUGGUGUUCAUUCCUUCUGAGAGCAAGAUUUUGGUGUAUGAGAUCUUCUCAGGGAAGAUGGUCAAUGUUCUCAGGGGGCAUUUCUCCACGGUGUUAGGGGCAGUGUACAACCCCUCCUCUAUGGACCUAUAUAGCUUUGGCACUGAUCGUAAUUUCAUAACGUGGACACCCAAGAGGUUGUUGACUAGUGAUUUACCUGAAGAGGAGGAGGAAGAGGAAGAGGAGGAUGAGGAGGAAGUGGCAGAGGAAGAAAUAGUGGAAGAAGUAGCGGUGGAGGAAAGAGGAACAGAGAGAAGGAGAGUGAGAAGUACAGGUGGAGGAGUAAGACGGAAGACUAGAGGCCAGGUGACUCAAGAUACCUGGAGCAGUGAUGAAGAUUAAACUAACUCUUAAGGUAGAAUAUUAAAAUAUAUUUUUAUACAUGGUGCAUCCUAGGAUGUGGUAAUAAUCACCAAAGUAUUAAAAACAUGAAAAAAAGUUAAAAGACUAUCCGUAGGCACAAGAAUUCACAUUUUCAUACCUCUGCAGUGGUCAAUGAUGUAGAAUAACAUGAGAGAUGCAGAAUUUGCAAGAAUAUAUGCAGUUUGUUCUUUACAAAUCUGAUUUUUUUUCCAGUUAAAGAGCAGAAUGAUUUUGUUCCAGCUUUAGGAUAUUAAAAGGAAACAUUUCAAAAUAUAAGACAUUUCAGAUGUUUUGGAAUUUGCAAUAUAUUGAAAAAAUGUUUCAGAAUAUGUAAAUUAUUACAUUUGAUUAGGUGUAGUGAAACUUUGUAUAAAGUGAUUAGCUUUGUAUUGAUAAAAUCCUAUGAUUAAUGGAAAUUUUGUGUUAAGGGAAUUGUACUUUAUCAUAGCUCUAUUUAUUGUUGGAAGUAAAAUAUAGACCCUAAAA
Penaeus vannamei (Pacific white shrimp) is the source of this 2664-nucleotide messenger RNA. Its product is annotated as DNA excision repair protein ERCC-8. Gene Ontology annotation, cellular component: Cul4A-RING E3 ubiquitin ligase complex; nucleotide-excision repair complex. Gene Ontology annotation, molecular function: protein binding. Gene Ontology annotation, biological process: transcription-coupled nucleotide-excision repair; proteasome-mediated ubiquitin-dependent protein catabolic process; protein polyubiquitination. Lineage: Eukaryota; Metazoa; Arthropoda; Malacostraca; Decapoda; Penaeidae. The record is from RefSeq and is a predicted model, not a curated record.